This is a messenger RNA of Aedes albopictus (Asian tiger mosquito), 321 nucleotides long. RefSeq lists its product as uncharacterized. The record is from RefSeq and is a predicted model, not a curated record. Bases 1 to 321 code for a protein of 106 amino acids. NCBI's taxonomy places the organism in Eukaryota, Metazoa, Arthropoda, Insecta, Diptera, Culicidae. The transcript has a single exon.
AUGGGACUACAGUUCAAGCGAAAUGCAGACAGCAGACCACUCGUGGGAUUUGUAGACGCCGACUGGGCAUCCGACACGGAAGAUCGCAAGUCGGUAACGGGUUACCUGUUUAAAGUUUACGGCUCAACAGUGUCCUGGGCAAGUCGGAAGCAACCAACAGUCUCCAUGUCUUCUAGCGAGGCCGAAUAUGUUGCGCUAGCUGCAGCUGUAUCCGAAGCCAUCUGGUUAGCUGGAAUUUUGGAAGACCUCAACUGCAAGAAACCGACGGAUCCUGUGCCAAUCUACGAGGAUAACCGAGGCUGUAUAGGGCUGCCCGGAUAA